This is a messenger RNA of Mycetomoellerius zeteki, 2283 nucleotides long. RefSeq names its product importin subunit alpha-5-like. The transcript is spliced from 10 exons. NCBI's taxonomy places the organism in Eukaryota, Metazoa, Arthropoda, Insecta, Hymenoptera, Formicidae. Gene Ontology annotation, molecular function: protein binding. The coding region runs from base 1 to 2283 and encodes 760 amino acids. The record is from RefSeq and is a predicted model, not a curated record.
AUGUGUAUUGGAGAUCACAAUUAUAGACUAACAAAUCUUGAAGAUUAUAAUGAAGACUUAGAAUUAUUUGAAAUAAGAAAGGAUGAAAUGGAACUGUGUAAAGUCAUAAGAGAAGAUCGAUUGUUAAAACGUAAUAUUAAUAUAGAGCAAGAAUUAACAGAUUUAAUGUACAAAGCUGCUCUUUCAUCUUUCGAUAUUUCUAUUGAUGAAAUUGCGAACUACAUAAACUCGUCAGACGAAACAUUACAAUUAGUGGGAAUACAGGCUUAUAGAAAAUUAAGUCAAGAAAGAAAUUCUAUAAAUGAUAUGAUAAAAGAUGGCAUCGUGUUACGCUGUAUUGAGCUUUUAGAUAGCGACAACACCUCCUUGCAAUUUGAAGUAAUAUUCUUAUUAAAUAUCAUAACUUUGAGUACAUCCAAAGAAUGUUCUACAUCACAGAAUGUUAUAAAGCAAUGUUAUGAAGCAAUACCGAAAUUAGUGGAGCUACUUAGGUAUACAUCUUCAAUAGUUGCAGAACAAAUAGUGUAUCUCUUAGGAAAUAUAAUUAAUGAUAAACCGUUUGCACGUGACGUUGCUAUUGUAUCUGAUGCUAUACCUCUUUUAAUUGAUUUAAUUAAACCUGACAUUUCGAUGACAUUUAUGGACAGCAUCUCAUGGCUUUUAUCUGAUUUAUGUCAAAGGGAUUUACCUCUAAAUAUUGAUUUGAUUGAACUCGUUCUACCAGUUUUGGAUCAUCUGUUUAAUAAUGAAAAUGACUACAUAAUCUCUGAUACCUGCAGGAUACUUUAUUACUUUACUGAUGGAGCCGACGAUAAUAUACAAGCGAUAAUUGAAACUGGCUUUCUACCGAAAAUUUUAGAGUGUUUGAUAUCGAAUAAAGAAAAUAUCUAUAUUCCAGCAUUGCUCACGAUAAGAAAUAUAGUGGAAAUUGAUGAUUAUCAAAACGAUGCUGUCAUCUUUGCGGGAGGAUUGUCGCGUCUUCGUACCAUGUUAUGGUAUUAUGGUGACAAGGAACAUAUUAUUGCAAAAGAGACUAUUUGGAUAAUUUGUAAAUUGGCAGGCAACACGGAUCAAAUUCAAAGUUUAAUAAAUGCUGAUUUGUUACCAAUAUUGAUAAACGAAAUUGUAUAUGGAGAAGCACAAGACAUGGCCGCAUUGGCUGUAACUACUGUGAUGGCGAGAGCAACAGUUCAACAGUUUACACAGUUUGUGAAUGCUGGUGUAUUGCUAGCUCUUUGUAAUUUACUUCAAUCAAACAAUUGUAAUAUUAUUAUUAAUACUUUAACUGGUUUGACUAAAAUCUUGGGUGCUGCAGAGAAAAUGGGACAACUAGAAAGUCUUACAAUUUUGAUAAAAAAAAAUGGAGGAUUGAAUAAAAUAGAAGAUCUUCAAUACGACAAGAAUGACCGAUUAAGUAUAUCCAAAGAAGAUGAUCAAUUGUUGGAAUGUAAUAUUAAGACAGAACAAGAACGGCCAAAUUUAUCGAUCGAAGUUAUUCGAUCCAGUUCUGUUCUUUCUGUAGACGAAGGUGUACAUGAAGUUAUACAAGACAAUUCCAAACAAAUAGAUUCAUUAGACGAAUUACAGUUACAUGUACUUCAGAUUUAUAAUCAAUUUUUAUUUAGUUCAGAAAUAAGUCCUGCUAUAAAUUAUAUCUUAGACAAUGAGGUAUUACCACUGUGUAUUAAGCACUUAGAUAGCGACAAUUUUCUCCUGCAAUUUGAAGUAAUGUCUCUAUUAACUUCUAUAAUUUUGAGUACAUCUAUGGAAACGCGAUAUAUUAUAAAACAUGAAAUAAUACCAAAAAUAGUGAAGUUACUUAAGUCUACAUCGUUUGUUGUUGUGAGUCAAGCAGUGCGUGCUUUAGGAACUACAAUCGAAGCUAAUAUUUGCAAGGUAUUCUAUUACCUUACCACUACUUCCAACGAUAAUACGAUACGAGCAGUAUUGGAAACUGGCAUUCUACCGAAGAUUGUAGAAUGCCUGACGUCACAGGAGGAAAGUAUCUUUUAUCUAGCGUUGCACACAGUUGGAAAUAUAGUAAAAAUAGUUAAGGUUACUGAAUCGGAUGCAUCAAUUUUAGCGGCAGGAUUGCCGCAAUUUUGUGCCUUGUUGCGAAAUUAUCCUGCCAAUGAGUUUAUUGAAGAGGAAAUUGUUUCGAUAAUCAUUAAGAUCAUUAAUAACACGGAACAAAUCCAAAAUGUGUUAAAUGCUGGUCUGUUAUCACCAUUGAUGGAAAUAUUUAAGUUUUACAUGAUGAUAACUACUUACAAAAAGACUUAG